GGGUGCAUGCACUAACCACUAGGCUACUGGCACCCAAUGUGCCAGUAAUGUUUGGCUGAGUAUUUAUUUUCAGGACUUAAUAAUAAUAUUAUUAUUUUCAGGACAAAAAUAUUGCAAUACAUGCUAUUUUUGGCUUUAAAGCAAUGGAUACAAAUGUUCAACUAUUUUUCCAUUUAUGUGCUACACACGUAUCCACAUCUCCUUGGUGUCUCUAUCAGUGCACCACACAGAACAGACAGGUCAUGAAGAAAACUCAAUAAAAGAAUACUGAAGAGAAACGCACAACCUCCCCUCACUGUGCUCUUAUUGGGGCAUUAAAUCUGCUUGAUCAGCAGGCUAGACGCAAAGUUAACGUGGUUAUCUUGAUUGACUCACUCAAGAUACAAAGAAAGACAAUCAUUCAUUCAUUCCACAUGAAACAUUAACCACGACAUCAUAGCUUCACUCCAGCUGCAGCCAGUCGUCAUUCCAGUCCAACACGAUGCAGAAGGUGGCAGUGAUCGGUGCAGGGGUUUCUGGUCUGACCAGCAUUAAGGCCUGUUUGGAUGAAGGCCUGGAGCCUACCUGCUUUGAGAGCAGCCAUGACAUCGGAGGUCUUUGGAGGUUUAAGGAGAAGCCAGAGCCUGGACGAGCAAACAUCUACCAGUCGGUGGUUAUCAACAGCUCCAAAGAGAUGAUAGCCUUCAGUGACCUCCCUCCUCCAGCUGAGCUCCCCAACAACAUGCACCACUCUGAGGUGUUGCUCUAUCUGCGGCUCUACGCACAGACCUUCAAUCUGCUGCAGCACAUACAUUUCCAAAUGACGGUGGUCUGUGUGAGGCAGACAGCUGAUUUUGCUGCAACCGGCCAGUGGGAGGUGGAGACAGAGAGUAGAGAGGGUCAGAGGGAGAUUCAUGUCUUUGCUGCAGUCAUGGUUUGUACCGGACACUACACCCAGCCUCACCUGCCACUCAAAGACUUCCCAGGUAUUGAGAGCUUUGAAGGCAGACAUUUCCACAGCUGGGAUUACCGCAGUGCUGAGGGUCUGCAGGGGAAAAGAGUGGUGGUGAUUGGGAUCGGGAACUCUGGAAGUGAUAUUGCUGUGGAUAUCAGCAGAGUUGCUGAAAAGGUGUACCUCAGCACCAGGAGUGGAGCAUGGGUUGUUGGUCGGGUGGGACCAGGUGGAUUUCCAGUUGACCUUGGGAUGUCUCGCAUGGAAAUGAUCAUCUAUAAUCUCUUCCCCUCGUGGAUCAGCAGGAUGGUAGAAAAGAAGCUGAAUGAAGCAUUUUGCCACAAACUAUAUGGCCUGAAACCAAAACAUGGUUUCUUUGCACAGAUCCCUGUAGUGAAUGACGACCUGCCAGCGCGGAUCAUAUCUGGUCGUGUGAAGGUGAAACCAAACGUGAAGGAGUUCAGAGGGUCCAGUGUGGUCUUUGUGGACGGAAGCAUCAUAGACAAGGUGGAUGUGGUGGUGUUUGCCACAGGGUUCAACUACAGCUUCCCCUUCCUGCCUGCAGCUCUGCAGGUUAAAUGUGGUUAUAGGUUGCAUCUCUACAAACACGUGUUCCCUCCCUCACUGACCCGGCACACACUGGCCGUAGUGGGCUUCGUACACGGCCUCGGGGCCAUUGGUCCACUUGCUGAGAUGCAGGCUCGCUGGGCCACAAGAGUGUUUAAAGGCUUGAUGACCCUCCCCUCAGAAGAGACCAUGAUGAAGGAAAUGCAUGAAGAAACAGAGACAAUGCAUCAGAGGUUUCUGUGCUCGGAGCAUAACCCCCUCCAGGUAGACUACAUCCCUUACCUGGACUCUCUGGCAGGGCCUGUGGGGGUCCGACCAAACAUCCUGUGGCUCUUCCUCAAGGACCCCAGACUGGCGCUGCAGGUUCUGCUGGGUCCCUGUACUCCUUAUCAGUACCGUCUGAGCGGACCAGGUCAGUGGGCUGGAGCCCGUCAGGCCAUCCUCACUCAGUGGGAGCGGGUUCUUCAGCCCUUCAAGACCAGAGUGGUACCAGAACCAGAACCCUCUUCAUAUCAGAGCAUCGUCGUGGCUUUCUCAGGUGCAGCCCUGCUGUGCUGUUUCUUUGUCAAUAAAUGGCCUCUGUCUUCUUUUGUCUGUCCUCCAUCUUUCUUCAGGUCUCCUCAGUGACCUGCAAGUGUGAUGAUAAAUGAUUGUUGAUUAUGAACAAUAAUCAAUGAUGGAGGCAGCAGUCAAUCAGAAAUCUGUAACAAAUAAAAGGGUGACAUCAGGGUCUCUUUGGCAUCUUAUAAACUGAAUAUUAAAAUGGGAAGGUUUUAAGUGCAUUUAGUCGUGAUAUGAAAUGUGACAACAGAAACAACAUCUGAAGAGCAGGACAUAACAGCAUGUUAAGUUGCAGCGGACCUAUUUAAACGUGUUCUUUAUUUUUAUUAUACCGUAAUAUAAUCAUAUGCAUCUCUGCUAUAUGUUCCACUCUAAAUAAUGAACAAAUAAUAAUAAAACAAAGUCUAUCUCAAAUGCACAACGAGAUGGGUGUCUUGUCAAUUA
Labrus mixtus (cuckoo wrasse) is the source of this 2503-nucleotide messenger RNA. Its product is annotated as flavin-containing monooxygenase 5-like. Gene Ontology annotation, molecular function: flavin adenine dinucleotide binding; N,N-dimethylaniline monooxygenase activity; NADP binding. The transcript has 9 exons. Lineage: Eukaryota; Metazoa; Chordata; Actinopteri; Labriformes; Labridae. The record is from RefSeq and is a predicted model, not a curated record. Bases 482 to 2125 code for a protein of 547 amino acids.